CCUGAGAUGAUCACCACUCUCCACCUCAAUGACAGGCCACAUGAAAACCAAAAUUUUGAUUGUUGCUUACCCCACCCAAGGCCACAUUAACCCAUCCCUCCGUUUCGCCAACCGUCUCGUUAAGUUGAAUGUCGAUGUCACCUAUUGCACUAGUGUUUCCGUCAUACGACGCAUCGACAUACAAAGCACCCAUCACGGCCUAACUUUUGUCCCAUUUUCUGAUGGAAAUGACAAUGGCAUACAACCAACUACUAUCUGGCAACAAUUCUUCUUAGAUUUUUCUACUAAUGGUGCUUCUGCUGUCGCAGAAAUCAUUAGCUCCGCGGCUACGGCAGGCCAACCGUUUGACCACGUAGUCUAUAGUAGUGGUGUACCGUGGGCUGCAAAGGUGGCUAAUGCGCAUGGUCUUGAAUCCAGUCUCCUAUGGUGCCAAGCAGCCAUUGUUUUGAAUAUUUAUUAUUACUAUUUUAAUGGCUAUCAAGAUUUGAUAUCUUGUAACAACAACAACCCAACGUUUCCGAUCGAUUUACCAGGACUUCCAUCAUUAACCAUCGCUGAUUUGCCGUCCUUUAUGUUGCCAUCCUGUCUCAAGGAACAUAAGUUUAUUCUGGAAUUUAUGAAAGACCAUGUUGAUGUACUCAAGAUAUCUCCAAGAAUACUGGUAAACACUUUUGAUGAACUUGAAGUUGAGGCCAUGAAAGCAAUUGAAAAACUUGUGGUGCUUCCGGUUGGACCUCUGGUUCCAUCUGAAUUCUUAGAUGGAAAUGGCUUAUCGUACGAUUCAAUCGGUUGCGAUUUGUUUGAAAAACCAGUGGAAGAUUAUAUCAAAUGGCUAAACGCGAAGCAAAAGUCAUCGGUAGUGUAUGUUUCAUUUGGAAGUUUGGCGACUUUAUCGAUAGAACAGGUGGAGGAGAUGGCAUCUGGGUUGGUUGAAAGUGGCCGGCCUUUUUUAUGGGUGAUUAGAGAUGGUGACCAAGUGGGGAAAUUGAGCAAGAUAGAGGAACUUAAAAAGCAAGGGAUGAUAGUGAGUUGGUGUUCUCAGGUGGAGGUAUUGACCCACGAAGCAAUUGGGUGUUUCGUGAUGCAUGGCGGGUGGAAUUCAACGGUGGAGGCGUUGGUGGCUGGUGUUCCAACUGUCGUGUUUUCUCAAUGGUCGGAUCAGGCGAUCAACGCGAAGAUGAUUGAGGAUGUUUGGAAAACAGGUGUCAAGGUGAAAAGGAGGGAGGGGGAUGGAAUGGUGGAAAGAAAGGAGAUCAAGAGGUGUGUGCAAAUGGUGAUGGAGGAUGAAGAGAUGAGGAGAAAUGCUGAGAAAUGGAGGGAGUUGGCAAGACAAGCGCUCGGUAAUGGUGGAUCAUCGGCCGUCAAUCUCCAAGCUUUCGUCGAUGAUGUUCAAGAUAAGACAAUAAUUUAUAAGAAUGGUCAAGACGAGCAUGUCAAGAAAGGUUUUGAAAGUCAGGAGUCUUAACGCGAGCCGCCUCUCUAUCUAUUGGAAUAAAGGAAAGAUUUACCACAUCUUACCCCGAUCGUACCAAUAGCUUUUGUUACAAGUAGGAUUUUACUUUGUACGUUUGUUUGUUUGUUUGUUUAGUCAAGACCAACAUGUAUGGCUAGAUUGGUUGAUAUCA
This is a messenger RNA of Helianthus annuus (common sunflower), 1625 nucleotides long. Its product is annotated as UDP-glycosyltransferase 75C1-like. Gene Ontology annotation, molecular function: UDP-glycosyltransferase activity. The transcript has a single exon. The record is from RefSeq and is a predicted model, not a curated record. Bases 29 to 1465 code for a protein of 478 amino acids. Lineage: Eukaryota; Viridiplantae; Streptophyta; Magnoliopsida; Asterales; Asteraceae.